CGGUGAUUGGCUAGGCCUUGCUUUUUUACGUGUGCGUAUUUUUGUUCCUGUGUCAAAAACUGCUAGCUUGCUAAAAUACUGAGGCAUAUUAGCCAUCAGUGGUUAAAAACCCUACUAUCACAAGAAACGCACGCCUUUUUUUAAUUGUAUAUUUAACCGUUUAAUCGACAUCGCUGAGCUCGCGCCGAGAAACUAGCAAGACGAACAGUGCUAAAGGUUAGCGUUAGCAAUCUUGCUAGCAGAUUUUCAAAAUUUAGCUAAGCCGAGCAGGCUCUCGUCGAGUUUUUACGUUUUAAAUACAAACGAUAGAAAUAUUUUAUCGAGUCGUUUAUCGACGUUAUGGUGGACCUCAUCACUGUCCUGGAGCGGUACUAGCUAGAGUGUAACUUCAUAUACAGCUAGCAUAUAUAACGUUAGCAUCAAAGCCACCGGCCGGUGAGCCUCGGAGCAAGGCUGCUGUUUGGACUGGAUUCAGCUUCUGUGUUUUAAUUACAGUCGAUAUGAACUCCAACGUGGAGAACUUGCCCCCACAAGUUUUGAGACUGGUGUAUAAAGAAGUCUCUGCACUGGCAGCCGAUCCACCAGAGGGAAUCAAAAUUUACCCCAGUGAGGAAGACAUCACAGAACUUCACACUGCCAUUGAGGGGCCAGAAGGGACCCCAUAUGCAGGAGGCGUGUUCAGAAUGCGUUUGGUCUUGGGGAAGGAUUUUCCUGCCGUACCACCCCGGGGCUAUUUCCUGACCAAGAUAUUUCAUCCAAAUGUUGGACACAAGGGUGAGAUCUGUGUCAAUGUACUGAAGAGAGACUGGAAAGCAGAGCUCGGCCUCAGGCACGUAUUACUGACCAUUAAAUGCUUACUGAUCCACCCAAACCCGGAGUCAGCUCUGAAUGAAGAGGCUGGGAGGUUACUGUUGGAGGACUAUGCAGAAUAUGCCUCACGUGCUCACCUAUUGACCGAGAUCCACGCUAUGGGAGGAAGCUCAGGAGCUCCAGAACCUGGUGAUGGACCACAGCCCAAGAAACAUGCGGGAGAUCCGAGCAAACGUGCAAUUACAGCUAGUGCUGCAAAUACAGUUACUACAGCCAAUGGCACAAAUAGUAGCAGUGCCAGUGGUACAAGCAGUAGCAAUAAUACUGGAGUUGCUAAAAAGAAAACUGACAAAAAACGAGCUUUGAGGCGACUAUAAUAGUGAAUAAUCUUUUUUUUUUGUUUCUUUUAUUUUUGUCAAUAUAAAUAUUGAAUUGAGACCAUAUUUUCCUCCUUUUUAUGAUUUCUGUUCUAGAAAAUAACCUUCUUUUUAUUGGGUGUGUGAUUUAGCAUUCUACGAAUUCCUUUCAUCAUCGUUUGUCCCAUUCAAACUCUGCUCUCAGGUUUCUGCCUUUCAUGAUGACAAUGUAGAUCACACAUGGAAAAGGAAAAAGUUUUCAAUCAAGCUUGUAUUUAUGUUCCCUGAAAUAUCUCAUAAGUAACCUUUAUCACCACGUCACCGAAAUAAACCUUUUAUCGCUUUAUCACCAGGAUAAUAUCGCACAGUGGCAGUUAAACACCGGUCAAGAUAGUGAAACUAUUUUAUUUCAAAACAGUGGCUUAUUUUCUUUUCUUAAAGAAAGCAUCAUGUCAUCUAGAUCUAGAGCAACCAACUGUUCUUAUUUGGCCAAUUUUUAAGGUAAAGUGUCAAUACAGCAUACAUAUGGCACUUCCUAGACAUCCAGCGCCUGUUGAUUUUGCAUAAGAAUGUCAAAAAUGCUUUUGAUGAAGUGGAAAUGUACAGCCAGGACUCCUUGCUCGAGUUUAACUAACUGCAGACACAACCUCUGGAUUUUAAUUAAACACGAGAACAAGAAAUGAACAGAAUCUUCAGGUGUUUCAGAGUGUGAGUAAGCUGAUGGUUUAUCAAAUCGCCUUAUGAGUAAUGAGUUCCAUUCUGCUUCACUUGGAAAGUACACAAGACAGUUCAGCAUCCUGCUGUUGAGUGAUUUUUAGAAGGUUAAACACCAUUCCAGAUCUAAUUUGUAAUAUUUCACACAAAGAAGACAAAAUGCAGCUUUGUCCCUUCACAAUAUUCUACAGCUGUGUAGUGUGUUGAUAGAGUAAGAAUUAGGGAAAGCAUAGAAUGGGUUAAAAUGUGGUCUGAGUAUAACUAAAAUGUGCUCAUGUCUUUUUCCAUGUAUUUUUGUGUGCUGAUACAUUGUCGAUUUUAUACAUUUUUUUUUUCCCAGUUUAAACCAUGUACGUGUUAACGGUUUGCGCUUCUGGCUUUUUGUCAGAGCUCCAUGAAGCAGAAGGGGCAGAUCGUGGUCUUACAAAUUAUUUUUUUAUAUCUAGAAUGAGACGGUCCCUUUUCAAUUUAAAAUGAGCAUUUGUGCUGUUCCACAAUUCUUGUACACGUUUAUUUUUAAUCCAAUAAUGUGAGUCGUUUUUAAAAGCGUUCUAGCGAUAACGCCCCGUACACGUGUAAAUUAGAGCUGAAUUCCAGCUGUGUUGCGCUUUGCGAGGGAAUGUCUCAUCUCGUCACUCUUCUAUCGGUGCAUUUGCCUUCAGUGCACAUCUAACAAUGUCUAUAUUGUCAACACAGGGGGCUUACAGUUCCCAAGGAAGCUCUGUUUUAAAGGCUCUGGGCUCUGCUAAGACCGUGCAUACGGGUAACCUUUUACCAUUUUGGAGGUUCUGUGUGGGCUUUGGGGCAGUUGUGUUCAUUUAAGUUAUUUAAAUUAAAAAUAAAGUAUCUUCUGUUACAUAAGAGUUGUGCUGAACAUUUUUCUGCUUUAUUUUGUAAUUUUUAUUUAUCAACCACUGUCUUUAUUUUAAACUGCUCUAAAAGCACAGCUCUGUGGCAAUAGUAAUUUGUAUCAUGGGUGUAUAUUAACACCCACUUACUAAAAGUUAUCAUUUAGUAACAACUCCUUUUAAAGAGACCUGUAUAAUGGAUGGUGUGUAUGAUGGAAGUCUAAUAAUAAGAUAAGUGCAUAAUUG
This is a messenger RNA of Hemibagrus wyckioides, 2974 nucleotides long. It is a transcript of the gene ube2s, whose product is annotated as ubiquitin-conjugating enzyme E2S. Bases 501 to 1187 code for a protein of 228 amino acids. The transcript is spliced from 4 exons. The record is from RefSeq and is a predicted model, not a curated record. NCBI's taxonomy places the organism in Eukaryota, Metazoa, Chordata, Actinopteri, Siluriformes, Bagridae.